ACAAACAAGCAGUUAAUUACAGAUGGGGUGAAGUUAUCCACAAUGGCCUUGGUUAACUUCUCCAUUUAUGGCCUACCAUUGUGUCCCCUUGGCGCUGCCUCUGCCUUUCCUUAUGUAAGAAAAUGCUGCUCCACAUGCCUCCAGCUGCCAAGAAAUCUGUAUUGGGCAGACUUUUAAAAGCUAAUCUCUAACUGGUCUAGCUGCAGGAUUUUCCCAAUUUUAAAGACAAUAACGAUGGGGGCUCGAGCGAUGGAAACAACUCGGGAACUGGAAAGCACCUCUAUAAAGUAUCAAAUAGGAGGACACACAGAGAAAAUGUGGCAACGGCUCAAAGGAAUAUUAAGAUGCUUGGUAAAGCAACUGGAGAAGGGUGACAUUAAUGUGGUGGAUUUAAAAAAGAAUAUUGAAUAUGCAGCAUCUGUCCUGGAGGCAGUUUAUAUUGAUGAAACCAGGAAGCUUUUGGACACUGAGGAUGAGCUCUCUGACAUCCAUUCGGAUUCGGUCCCGCUGGAAGUGCGGGACUGGUUAGCUUCUACGUUCACAAGGGAAAUGGGAAUAGUGAGGAGGAGACAUGAAGAAAAACCCAAAUUCCGAAGCAUUGUGCAUGCUGUACAGGCUGGGAUUUUUGUAGAAAGGAUGUACCGAAGAACUUCUAGCAUGGUUGGUUUGGCUUACCCAGCAGAUGUGAUGGUAACAUUUAAGGAUGUUGACAAAUGGUCCUUUGACGUAUUUGCCCUAAAUGAAGCAAGUGGAGAGCACAGUCUGAAAUUUAUGAUGUAUGAGCUGUUUACCCGAUAUGACCUUUUGAGCCGUUUCAAGAUCCCUGUUCCCAAUCUUAUUUCAUUUGCUGAAGCUCUUGAAGUUGGUUAUAGCAAAUACAAAAAUCCGUAUCACAAUUUGAUCCAUGCAGCUGACGUUACUCAAACUGUGCAUUACAUAAUGAUUCACACUGGUAUCAUGCACUGGCUCACAGAACUGGAAAUUUUAGCAAUGAUCUUUGCAGCUGCCGUCCAUGAUUAUGAACAUACUGGGACCACAAACAAUUUUCAUAUUCAGACAAGGUCAGAUGUUGCAAUAUUGUACAAUGAUCGUUCUGUUCUUGAAAAUCAUCAUGUAAGUGCUGCUUAUAGACUCAUGCAAGAAGAAGAGAUGAACAUCCUGACAAAUUUAACCAAAGAUGACUGGAGGGAAUUGCGUAGCUUGGUCAUUGAGAUGGUCUUGUCUACAGAUAUGUCAGGUCAUUUUCAACAAAUUAAGACGAUGCGACAUACUCUACAGCAGACAGAGGGGGUAGACAAAGCCAAAGCCAUGUCUUUGAUUCUACAUGCAGCAGACAUAAGCCAUCCAGCAAAAUCCUGGGAACUGCACUACCGGUGGACCAUGGCCCUGAUGGAAGAAUUUUUUCGACAGGGAGACAAGGAGGCUGCUUUAGGUCUUCAAUUUUCCCCACUCUGUGACCGCAAGUCUACUUUGGUUGCUCAGUCUCAAAUAGGUUUCAUUGAUUUCAUAGUAGAACCAACAUUUUCUCUUCUUACGGACUCGAUGGAGAAAAUUGUUAUGCCUCUUAUAGAGGAAGCGUCAAAAUCUGAAAGUCCUGCACUUGGGGCACCCAGCCAAAAUAGUUUGGGAGCAGUAAGCAAUGCUGAAGCACAAAGACGACCCGGUUUUAAAAGUACAAGUGAUGGAGGGACUCACACUGAAAAUUCUCUAGCAACCGUAGACCUAACAAGCUUUAAGGCCAACUUGAUGAAGAUCAUACAAGCAAACAAAGAAAGAUGGAAAGAAUUAGCAGUAGAAGAAGAACUUGUGAAAAAUGAUGGUGAACAGGAAAAAGAACAAAGCAGAAAUUCCACAGAUGCACAGUUACAGGAAGAGACAACAAGGAUACAAAAUGAGAGUAGUCAGGGAAGCGAUGGUACAACUUGUCCUCCCAGAUCCAUCGUCCUACAAGUAGUCUCUUUCGACACUCCUCUGAGUGAUGAAUCCAACUCAGAAAAAUGCACUAACUCUGAUCCGAACCAGAAAGAUCUCACCGAUGCCCAGCAAGAAACACAGAAUACAGACCCACUGAAUGGUGAGCCUAAACACUGUAAGAAGUCAGAAGAUAUACUAAAAGCCACGGAGCAGAAAGAAGCACUGAUAGAGAACUAGAUUUGACAUUUCAUAAAAGCUUCUGACAUUUCAGACAGGACAGGAGAAAAGAACUCUAGCUGUUCCUACCCUGUGCUCUCAGAGGCUGUUAUCUGUCAGCUUGUACUUGGAUCAUUCUGUUUCUGUGGAGAGUGAUUGGACAAAAUGAUCAAGAGUGCAAAAUAUAAAACCCUGCGCUGGCAACUCAAGGCACUUAACAACUUGCAAGAUUUCAGUUGUAUUUGUUGUUGCUAUUUCCUCUUCUGUACUGCUUUCUUAAACUAGCCAAAAUAAUUCUUCUGCCAAAGUUGGACAUCGCUUUAUUGCAUCACUGACACCAGACAUUUCCAGUUAACCAUGAGCUGUUACAUGUCACUGCUACUGGCAUCCAAUGCAAAUGGGAAGUCAAAAUGAAAUAUUAUUAUAGAUACUUGUUCAUGCAACCAUGCUGCAUGCAAAAUAAAAGUCCUACUUGUUAGCUUCCUUAACAUAUCUGGAAAUAAAAAUAUGUAGACUGCACAGGGAAGUUGUGGAGUUAUGCUGACCAGCCUGCAUGGCUGUCAUAUGGAGAUAACUGGUGUUUAACAAAUCAAUAUUUGAAAUAUCUCUUUAAAAUUAAUUCAAUAGCAUCCAAUAUUAAAAUUCAAACAUUCUCAGCCCUACAGUAUUUUAGAAGACAUCCAAAAUGGUGUCAGCCCUACCAUGAAGUUGGUGCUUAUUGUUUUGUAGGGCGAAAGAGACAAUGACAAAUAUGAAAAUAUAUGUCAUGUGAAAUUUUGCUUCAGUUCAGCAAAAUAUUGUGUUGCCUCUCAGGCAGAACUGUAAGGUGACUCUGAGGCCUCAUAGCAUGGUUUGUCUCAAAUGCAGUGUGGAUCCUCCAAAAUCUUUGCUAGUGUUUGUCUCAUUAAAAGAAAACACCAGGCCAACUUUCUCUGAGAGGCUGUGAAAGCAGAGCACGCAGGCAGUUACCUCUGCAAGAAGCCUCAGAAUGAGCCCUCCAGCCCAAACUGUGUUCAGCAAGAGAGAACUUUCAUCUCCACUUCCCUCAAGCUACAUGUGACCCCUUCUGGCUUGCCUGGGCAUCUCGUGCAGCUGCAGGCAACCUCAUUUCCCUCUGCUGGAACCUGCCAGGAAACUUGCACGCUCCCCUUUGCAUUGUAGGCGCUCAGGAGGCUUGGGUCACUGCAUUCACAGUUCUCCUUUUUGGACCCUGUGGUUAUUACCUCACUGACCGAAAAUGUCUUUACUAUCAGCCAUGGUCCACUCUGAAGAGGACUCAUGGGGAUGGUGACAUUCCCCUCUUUGCAGAGGCUGAUGAAGGAUUGAGACCUAUGUGCUAUUCAUCUGCUGCUUCAGGGAUCUUACCAGAGCUCAACAGGCAUCAGGCUCAACCUCAACAGGGGCACACUUUGUCCCGAUCGAAGAAGGAAUCGUAAAACCUAGACUGAGGGAUCACCCUAGACUGAGGGAUCCUUACACAUCCACACCUGGUGACUGUCUCCUUCCUGACAGUGGAGAAAUUGAGCUGUGGACAGUGCAAGCUCCAAGCCCUGCGGUAAGGGCAUGCCAAAAGGUGGAAUUCCUGUCAUUGAAUAUGUAAGCCAUAUACACACUAUGUAUAAGUAGUGUGCAUAGUUUUAACUUAAGAAAUGGUUGUGCAUAUAGGAUGUAAAAAGUGCAUUUAAAUUGUUUUGUGUAUCUGGUCCAGGGCUUGUAUUUAGCAUGGACAAAUUCUGUACAGUGCAGUUAACGAAUGAAAUGUUAACAAAUGAAAUUGUAUCAUAUAUGUUAUAAUGCAAUCAAUAUUUUUUGCUAAGAGUUAAGAAUUUAUAUAUUCUCUGCUAGUGUCUGAGCAAAUCAUUAGUAGCCUGGACCACUCCAUGCACCUUGCAUCCUUUUGGGGAACGUUGGACUCUUUUUCCGCCCCCCCCCCCCCCCUUCAAUAAAAUGUAAACCAUCUUAUGGCUUCUUCUUGUCAUUAUGACAAGAGAAGAAACAUAAUGGUCAUCGCAGACUUCUUUUUAAUUGUAAAUUGUAUAUGCUGUGGCAGUGGAAAAUCUUCUUGUUUAUGAUCUGAGAAUUUGGGACCUUAUUUCAGGUAUGCUUAGCAUCUGCAGUUCCCACCAAAUUUGAAAAGAACAAAAGAUGACUGAUAUCUUAAAAAACUAGGCCAGUUAGGUAUCUGUUACAGAGUGGUCUUCAACAUUGUAAUUUAAUGUUCACUGAGACUGAAAGUCUGGAGCAAUCAGAAUUUAACAUUUUUAUAGUAUUUUGAAUUUCAGACUUUUACGAUAGCUGAACUUGACUUCUUUUUCUGUGUCUCUGUCCCAUCAUGAUUUAUAUACUCUGCAAGAUUUUCUCCUGGAAAUACAAGCAGAAUUUAUAACAGAUUCUGCAGAGUACUCGGAGCAUCCUGUGGGGCCUUCAGUGUCCUGUUAUCAUAGCUGUCACCAAGAUCUCCCACUGCAGAAACUAGGAGCUCCUGAUCUCACAGGAGGUACUCAUUGCCUGCAGAACUCAUUCAUUAAUAUAGAAAUGUAAUUUGUGUAUAAAUAAUCCUAUUUGCUCAUUUGUAUUCAGUUUUAAUCACUGUGGUAGAUGUUGCUGAAAUACAAGAAGAAAAGUCCUUAGUUUUUCUUUAAUGCCAGCUGAUUCUCUUUCUUUCUUCCUUUGUUCUUAGCAAGACUUUACCUGGACGUGACCCAAAGCUUAGCAUGUUGUUUGGAUGAGGAGGAAUUUUCUCUGGUGGAGAAGGCUGAUAUUGCCAACAUGUGUUAAUUAAGGCUUUGACCUUGGGUGAAAUUCACGUUCAGGUGGCAGAAACGCCUCUUGAGAGGGCCUCUCCCUGAACAACAGUUUAUCUUUGAAAUCUGUAAGGCUGCGCUACCAAAACACUGCAUGGGGCCAUAAAAAAUGGUGUUUGUAUAUGCAUCUCUCCCACAGCAUUAUGGGCAUGUACCCCUGCAUUGAGCACACUGAGGAGCUGUAGCUAUAGAUUAGCCCUCAAGAGUCUUAUUUUGUAUUUUUAUCUUGAGAUAUCUGACAGAUAUAUUAUGUAAUAUUGUUAUGGGUUAUGAUCUGACAGUAUUUUUUUAUUUAAUUUUCAACAAGGCAAUCUAAAACUGUGUGUUUUUAUUCUGCUGUAUUUGUCCGUAUUUCUUAUGACGAUAUUCCCAAAUAAAUAUGAUUUGAGGGCAA
Strigops habroptila (Kakapo) is the source of this 5328-nucleotide messenger RNA. It is a transcript of the gene PDE1A, whose product is annotated as phosphodiesterase 1A. The record is from RefSeq and is a predicted model, not a curated record. The transcript is spliced from 18 exons. Gene Ontology annotation, biological process: signal transduction. Gene Ontology annotation, molecular function: 3',5'-cyclic-nucleotide phosphodiesterase activity. The coding region runs from base 235 to 2151 and encodes 638 amino acids. NCBI's taxonomy places the organism in Eukaryota, Metazoa, Chordata, Aves, Psittaciformes, Psittacidae.